AUGUACGCCGCUAGACCAAUUGCCCGCUCAUCCAUCCCCAGGACUCUUCGCUCAGCGAGAGCUCCCCGCAACACUCAGGCUCGCUUCCAGUCCUCUUCCACCGGUUCAUCAACUGGCUCCAACUCUCAUGUUGUUACCGGUAUUGCCAGCGGUACUGCCGUCGCCGUUGUCGGUUACACCAUCUACUCUUUGAGCCCUGCUGGUCGCAUGUCCAGAAAGGUUAACAGCGCCGCCAAGGAUGCUGCUCUCUACUACAAUGACAUGAGCAAGAAGAUUCAAGAGACCACUCCCGAUGCUGAUGAGGCCAUCAACUACGUCAAGGAGUUCGCCUACUCAUACGUUGCCUGGAUUCCCGGUGGUCGCAAGUACAUCGACACUGCCUUCAAGGACCUUGACACUCUUCGCGAGAACCACAAGGAUGAUGUCGACAAGAUCAUCAGACAGACCUACAUGGAGUUCCAAGACAUCACUAAGACUGGUUUCAGCCGUGAGAGCUUGAACAAGGCUAUGGAGGCUCUCAGCGACCUUUCCAAGAAGAUCGGCGCCUUGGCUGCCGACGCUGCUCAAGAUCUCAUGGACAACCACCCUCAAUUGAAGGAGUCAUUCGGCCCUAGAAUCGAGCAGCUCAAGUCAAUGGGUGACCAGUACGGCCCUGAGGUCAAGCAAGAGGUUGACAAGACUUGGGACCAGGUCAAGGAGAUUAUGGCUGGUGGCAUCAGCGCUGCCAACGUCAACAAGGCCCGCAAGAUCGUCGAGGAGAAGGUUGAGCAGGUCAAGAAGCUUGGUGACCAGGCAUGGCAGAAGGGUCUUGAGCAGGCCAAGCCUUACCUCGACAAGAACCCCAAGGUCAAGGAGCUCAUUGAGAACAACGCCGAUGCUCUCAAGCAAGGCAAUGCCAAGGAGCUGUUUGAGAAGGUGAAGAGCAGCAUCGACUCCGGCAACACUGGCGACCUUGAGGGCUACGUUAACAAGGCUGUUGACAAGGCCAAGUCCAAGGGUUCUCAGCUCAGCUCUCAGUGGGGCUUCGGCGGUAUGGAUCAGUACCUCAAGAUGAUCCCCAACGGCGGCGAGAUCCUCCCCAAGCUCCAGCAGCUCAAGGAGGUUGCCGAGAAGCACAAGUCUGAGGGCGAGAAGCUGUUGAACGAGACUAUGGAGGAACUCAAGAAGGUUCUCGAGAAGCAGUCCAACAAGGCCCAAGAUAUUGUCGAGAAGGCCAAGAAGGAUGCUAAAUAA
Messenger RNA from Aureobasidium melanogenum CBS 110374, 1233 nucleotides. RefSeq lists its product as uncharacterized. NCBI's taxonomy places the organism in Eukaryota, Fungi, Ascomycota, Dothideomycetes, Dothideales, Saccotheciaceae. Bases 1 to 1233 code for a protein of 410 amino acids. The transcript has a single exon. The record is from RefSeq and is a predicted model, not a curated record.